CCCUGAUGUCUUCCGGGAUGGCAACGAGGUGACGGCAGUUGAGGAUGACCCUGACUGAAAAACUGCGCGAGAGGAUAUCGCGGGCGUUCUACAACCACGGGCUGCUGUGUGCUUCCUACCCCAUCCCCAUCAUCCUCUUUACUGGCCUCUGCAUCCUGGCCUGCUGUUACCCACUGCUGAAGCUGCCGCUGCCGGGAACGGGACCUGUGGAGUUCAGCACCCCGGUGAAGGAUUACUCUCCGCCCUCUCCAGACGCGUCUCCGCAGCACGGGGAUCUCGGCGAGCGUCCCGACUGGUACGUCGGUGCUCCCGUGGCCUACAUCCAGCAGAUCUUUGUGAAAGCUACCGUCUCCCCAUGGCAGAAGAACUUCCUCGCUGUCGAUGUGUUUCGCUCGCCCCUCUCCCGCGUCUUCCAGCUAGUGGAGGAGAUUAGAAACCAUGCCCUGAGAGACAGCUCUGGUGUCAAAAGCUUGGAGGAAGUUUGCCUUCAGGUAACAGAUCUUCUGCCGGGCCUCAAGAAGCUGCGGAAUCUGCUCCCCGAGCACGGCUGCCUCUUACUGUCUCCGGGGAACUUCUGGCAGAAUGACCGAGAGCGGUUUAACGCCGACCCAGAUAUCAUCAAAACCGUCCACCAGCAUGAACCAAAGACGUUACAAACAUCAGCUACUCUUAAAGAUCUGUUGUUUGGCCUCCCUGGGAAGUACAGCGGGGUGAACCUCUAUAACAGGAAGCGGGUGGUGUCGUACACUGUCACACUGGGUCUCCAGCGAUAUGAUGCCAGGUUCCUCAGCAGCCUCCGCGCUCGCCUCAAGCUGCUGCAUCCCAGCCCGAACUGCACUCUGCGAGAGGAGAACGUCGUUCACGUCCACUUCAAGGAGGAGAUCGGCAUUGCGGAGCUCAUACCCCUCGUCACCACCUACAUUAUACUCUUCGCUUACAUCUACUUCUCCACACGGAAGAUCGACAUGGUGAAAUCGAAGUGGGGCCUGGCGCUGGCAGCGGUCGUGACAGUGCUCAGCUCUCUGCUCAUGUCUGUUGGGCUGUGCACGCUCUUCGGCUUGACACCUACUCUUAACGGAGGGGAGAUAUUUCCCUACUUGGUUGUAGUCAUCGGCCUAGAGAACGUGUUGGUUCUCACCAAGUCAGUCGUCUCUACGCCUGUUGACCUGGAAGUGAAGCUACGCAUCGCCCAAGGACUGAGCAACGAGAGCUGGUCGAUUAUGAAGAACAUGGCUACAGAGCUUGGGAUCAUCUUGAUUGGGUAUUUCACCCUUGUCCCGGCCAUCCAGGAGUUCUGCCUCUUCGCCGUGGUCGGCCUGGUGUCUGACUUCUUUCUGCAGAUGUUCUUCUUCACUACCGUGCUGUCCAUCGACAUUCGCCGCAUGGAGCUCGCCGAUCUGAACAAACGCUUGCCCGCGGAAGCCUGCAUGCCCCCCGCGAAGCCCGUCCGCCGCUCGCCGGGCUACGCGCGCCCGCCGGCCGCCACCCCCCACACCAUCACCCUCCAGCCGUCGUCCUUCAGGAACCUGCGCCUGCCAAAAAGGCUGCGGGUCAUUUAUUUCUUUGCCAGGACCCGGCUGGCCCAGAGACUCAUCAUGGCUGGGACGGUGAUCUGGAUUGGAAUCCUGGUUUACACGGAUCCUGCUGGUCUCCGCACCUACCUCACGUCCCAGGUCACUGAACAGAGUCCUCUGGGGGAAGCGGGGCUGCCUCCUAUGCCUGUUCCCGGGGGCGUCCUGCCCGCUGGCGACCCCAAGAUCGAUCUCUCGGUCUUCCCGUCGGACCCGAUCCAGCUCUCAGAAAACCAGACGCAGCAGCGUGAGCAGAAGUCGGGGCUGGAGGCCCUGGGUGGGCUGGAGACAAACGAGCACACUUGGGCCCAAGGACCCGAGGGCAAAGGGAAUGGGCAGCCGGAGCUCGGAACUGAAGCGGAGGUUACCUGGGGAGCGGAGGAUGAGGAGAUCUGGAGGAAGCUUUCCUUCAGGCACUGGCCGUCCCUCUUCAGCUACUACAAUAUCACUCUGGCCAAAAGAUACAUCAGCAUCCUUCCGGCCAUCCCUGUCACGCUGUACCUGAACCCCCAGGAGGCCUUAGAGGUGCGGCACCCCCAGGAGGCAAACCGCUACCACCCCUUCUUGGCGUCGAGCGGCGGGAAGCUGGAUGCUGAUGCUCAGCCUGACCGAGCCUCGUCCAAGCUUCACGGGCACCAGGAUGUCACUCUUUACAAGUAA
This is a messenger RNA of Apaloderma vittatum (bar-tailed trogon), 2231 nucleotides long. Its product is annotated as sterol regulatory element-binding protein cleavage-activating protein-like. The record is from RefSeq and is a predicted model, not a curated record. Lineage: Eukaryota; Metazoa; Chordata; Aves; Trogoniformes; Trogonidae. Gene Ontology annotation, molecular function: sterol binding. Gene Ontology annotation, biological process: SREBP signaling pathway. Gene Ontology annotation, cellular component: Golgi membrane; endoplasmic reticulum membrane.